ACUGCCAGCCUUAAAUAUGGGUGGUCUGGUUUGGUUAACUUAUUAUUAAUACACUACCAGUACCAUUGGACUUUCAGAAUUCUCUUCUUCAUUACCAUUUUUUUUUUUGUAAAAGGAAAAGGAGAUUUUGGUGCUUAAAAUGGCUGAAUCGAACAAAAGCGCGGUUCUUGUUACUGGAGCGGGUGGAAGAACUGGACAAAUUGUUUAUAAGAAACUGAAGGAGAGAUCAGAGCAGUAUACUACUAGAGGUUUGGUAAGAACUCAGGAGAGCAAGGAAAAAAUUGGUGGAGCAGAUGAUGUUUGCAUUGGGGAUAUAAGAAAUGCAGAAAGCAUCAUUCCAGCAAUCCAAGGUAUCGAUGCUCUUGUCAUUCUCACGAGUGCCGUGCCAAAGAUAAAACCCGGGUUUGACCCAGCUAAAGGUGGAAGGCCGGAAUUCUGUUUUGACGAUGGAGCUUAUCCUGAACAGGUUGAUUGGAUUGGGCAAAAGAACCAAAUAGACGCCGCAAAAGCUGCUGGAGUGAAGCAUAUUGUGUUGGUUGGAUCAAUGGGAGGAACUAUUGAAAACCAUCCUUUAAACAGCUUGGGAAAUGGAAACAUAUUGAUUUGGAAGAGAAAGGCAGAACAAUAUUUGGCUGACUCUGGAACCCCGUACACCAUUAUCAGGGCUGGGGGCUUGCAGGAUAAAGAAGGCGGUGUAAGGGAGCUACUUGUUGGAAAGGAUGAUGAACUUCUUCAGACAGAAACGAAGAGUAUUGCUAGAGCCGAUGUAGCAGAAGUCUGCAUUCAGGCACUAAACUUUGAAGAAUCGAAAUUCAAAGCAUUUGACUUGGCCUCAAAACCCGAGGGAACUGGCUCGCCAACUAAAGAUUUCAAGGCUCUGUUUUCCCAGAUCAGUACUCGAUUCUGAUUAAUAAGCUAUCUGUUUGCGGUUGUCUGCACGUUGAAGUAACUUAAUAAAUUAUGUUUGAACAAAACGAGCUCUUUCCUUGUUUACAUGACAAGAUUGGGUUUGUUCGUAUAUCUAUGAUGCAUAUAUAACAGCUUUUAUGUGUAAUCAAAAGUUCGAUGUGCUCACUAGUAUUUCAGCUAUGGAUAACGUUGUUAAAUGGAAUUGAGAAUAUGGUUGGAUUUGAGCUUUUACUGAACACUGCCUGCGCUUCCAUACUAA
Olea europaea var. sylvestris is the source of this 1168-nucleotide messenger RNA. RefSeq lists its product as uncharacterized. Gene Ontology annotation, cellular component: chloroplast. NCBI's taxonomy places the organism in Eukaryota, Viridiplantae, Streptophyta, Magnoliopsida, Lamiales, Oleaceae. The coding region runs from base 140 to 907 and encodes 255 amino acids. The record is from RefSeq and is a predicted model, not a curated record. Gene Ontology annotation, molecular function: oxidoreductase activity. The transcript is spliced from 7 exons.